This is a messenger RNA of Tauraco erythrolophus (red-crested turaco), 3223 nucleotides long. The record is from RefSeq and is a predicted model, not a curated record. Lineage: Eukaryota; Metazoa; Chordata; Aves; Musophagiformes; Musophagidae.
GUACUACUUUACAAACUGGCAUGGGACUAGUGAAAACGAACCCUCGGUGUGGAGACAUUCCCCAAGGAAGGCCAAGAACUCUUACGAGAAGAAGCUGGCACCAGAAGGCACCCCUAUACUUGAUGCAAGCUCAUUAGAAUACAUCUUUGCACAGGGUCAGUAUGACUUAGUGAAAGGCCUGGCACCAAUCCGUGAUCCUAAAAACGAUCAAGAGGUUCAUGAAAUUGAAAACGAAUGUCUGGGGAUGGCUGUUCUUGCGAUCUCUCACUAUGCCAUCAAGAAAGACAUGAAGCUUCCGGAGCUUCCCAAAGAUAUCAGUUAUAAGCAUUAUAUUCCUGAAACUUUGAACAAGACUAUCAGACAGAGGAAUUUCUUAACGAGGAUUCGGAUAAAUAACGUUUUCAAGCAUUUCCUUAAGGAGUUUAACAACAAAACCAUUUGUGACAGUAGUGUGUCUCCACGUGAUCUGAAAGUUAAAUACUUAUCAACAAUGGAGACCUUGACUAAACAUUUUGGAGCAGAAAUCUUUGAGACUUCAUUUUUGCUGAUUUCAUCUGAGAAUGAAAUAAAUAGAUCUAAUUGUGGAGACAAUGAGAUCCUCCCACUAUAUGAAGUCAUUGUAACAGGAAACAAUGGAAUUCAGUGGAGGCUCAAGCCAAAGUCUGUACAGACAGAGAAAGAGAAGAAGAAAAAGUCCGAUGGCAAAACCAAGAAAGAUGAAGAAAAACACAAAAUUCGAGACUCGUGGAACAAUUUUUCCUAUUUUCCUGAAAUCACCCAUAUUGUCAUCAGGGAGUCUACAGUUAGCAUUAACAAGCAGGAUAACAAAAGGAUGGAAUUAAAGCUGUCCUCACAUGACGAGGCCCUGUCGUUUGCGUCGUUGGUAGAUGGAUACUUCAGACUUACAGCAGAUGCCCACCACUAUCUCUGCACGGAUGUGGCUCCCCCGCUGAUUGAGCACAACAUAAAGAAUGGAUGCCACGGACCCAUUUGCACGGAAUACGCCAUCAACAAACUGCGGCAGUUUGCAGGAAUGUAUGUGUUGAGGUGGAGCUGCACAAACUUCAACCACAUUCUGAUGACAGUGACUUGUUUCGAAAGCUCAGAGAUGAUAAAUAAUUCAAUCCAGUACAAGAACUUCCAGAUUGAGGUGAAGAAAGGCGGGUACUUCCUACAUGGUUCCAACAAGUCUUUCUCAUCCUUAAAAGAGCUGAUGGAUCACCUGAAAGGACAAAUACUUCGGACAGACAACAUAAGCUUCACACUGAAGAGGUGCUGCCAACCAAAACCAAGAGAAAUCUCCAACUUGCUGGUUGCGACCAAGAAGGCGCAGGAAUGGCAGCCUGUUUAUCACCUGGGGCAGCUGAGUUUCCAUCGAAUCCUCAAGGAAGAAAUCGUGCAGGGCGAACAUCUUGGGAGAGGGACGAGAACACAGAUUUACUCAGGGAUUCUCAACUACAAAGAUGAUGAGAACGAAGGCUAUCAAAAUGAAAAAGAGAUUAAAGUCCUCCUCAAAGUCUUGGACCCCAGCCACAGAGACAUUUCUUUGGCCUUCUUUGAAACGGCGAGCAUGAUGAGGCAGGUGUCUCACAAGCAUAUUGUCCUCCUUCAUGGAGUCUGUGUCCGGGAUGUCGAAAAUAUCAUGGUUGAAGAGUUUGUUGAGUUUGGGCCUCUGGAUCUGUUUAUGCGUCGGAGGAGCGAAGUUCUGACAACUCCUUGGAAAUUCAAAGUUGCCAAGCAACUUGCAAGCGCACUAAGCUACUUGGAGGAUAAGGAUUUGGUGCAUGGAAAUGUGUGUACGAAAAACAUCCUACUGGCAAGAGAGGGAAUUGACACUGAAUAUGGUCCUUUCAUAAAGCUGAGCGACCCAGGAAUACCAAUAACUGUGCUGUCCAGACAAGAAUGCGUUGAGCGGAUCCCCUGGAUUGCACCUGAAUGCGUUGAAGACUCCAAGAAUUUAAGCGUUGCAGCAGAUAAGUGGAGUUUUGGUACAACGCUGUGGGAAAUCUGCUAUAAUGGAGAAAUACCACUGAAAGACAAGACGUUAGCAGAGAAGGAGAGGUUCUACGAGGGGCAUUUUGUGUUGGCAACACCGUCGUGCAAGGAACUAGCUGACCUGAUGAAACAGUGCAUGAACUACGACCCCCAUCAGAGACCCUUCUUCAGAGCCAUCAUGAGAGACAUCAACAAACUGGAGGAGCAAAAUCCCGAUAUCGUCUCGGAGAAGAAGCCCGUUACAGAGGUCGAUCCCACUCUCUUUGAGAAACGAUUCUUGAAAAGAAUACGUGAUUUGGGAGAGGGCCACUUCGGCAAAGUCGAACUCUGCAGAUACGACCCAGAAGGCGACAACACAGGGGAGCAAGUGGCAGUUAAAUCUCUAAAGCCGGAGAGCGGAGGGAAUCACAUCGCUGACCUCAAGAAGGAAAUAGAAAUCUUGAGGAAUCUCUAUCAUGAGAACAUUGUCAAAUAUAAGGGAAUUUGCACAGAGGAUGGAGGAAGUGGGAUUAAACUCAUCAUGGAAUUUCUUCCUUCGGGGAGCCUGAAGGAGUAUCUCCCACGGAACAAGAACAAAAUCAAUCUCAAACAACUUCUGAGAUACGCAGUUCAGAUCUGCAAGGGAAUGGACUACCUGGGCUCCUGUCAGUACGUGCACCGUGACCUGGCAGCAAGAAACGUCCUCGUUGAAAGCGAGAACAGAGUGAAGAUUGGAGACUUUGGUCUCACCAAAGCCAUCGAGACCGACAAGGAGUACUACACUGUCAAAGAUGACCUUGACAGCCCUGUGUUCUGGUACGCUCCGGAGUGUCUGCUCCAGAGUAAGUUCUACAUCGCCUCCGAUGUCUGGUCAUUCGGGGUGACGCUCUACGAACUCCUCACCUACUGUGACUCGGAGUCCAGUCCCAUGGCAGAGUUCUUGAAAAUGAUCGGCCCCACGCAGGGACAGAUGACGGUAGCGCGGCUGGUGCGCGUCUUGCAAGAAGAAAAGCGUUUGCCACGUCCACCCAGCUGCCCGGAGGAGGUGGACCAGCUGAUGAGGAAGUGCUGGAUAUUCAAGCACGAUGAACGGACAACCUUUCACAAUCUCAUUCAAGGAUUUGAAACAAUUAUGAGUAAAAUGUAAUUAUUUUUUUUUAUACUGUAAGUACUUUAAAUGUGUGUCAAAAUAUAAAUGUCCAGGACCUUUUGUUUAUUGUUUUGUUUUUUUUUUAACUACUGUAAUUUG